AUGUAUGAUUACAAGACAUCCAUCUGCACCACAUAUAAAAUCGUGAAGGAGUAUAACUCUGGACCUGGUGAGAAUGUGCUGCUGGCUGACCGCUACACUGAGCUGCUGAUCGUUGAGAGAAACAGAGAGCAGAGAGAAAGAGAGGAAGAGAUCCGCUUUAGAGGAAAACAUCACCAGCAGGUCUUAAAAACGAGGGCCAGUGAAGCAUACAGCAGAAUCUCUGUUGACCAGUUGUUCAAACCCGAUGACGGUGGAGAUGUUCCAAAGGCAGUCAUUCUUCAGGGCAACUCUGGACAUGGCAAAUCCAUCACUGCUCAGAAGAUCAUGUAUGACUGGGCCUCAGGAAAAGUAUUCAAAGACCUGUUCCACCUUGUUCUUCACCUUAAAUGCAAAGAGCUUAAUGAAAUCUCAGAGGCAUGCAGUCUGGUGGAUCUCCUGAGCUACUGUCCAAGCUUCACCAGUGAGACAGCAGAGGUGCUGAAGGACUCAAAAAUGAAAGUGCUCUUCCUCAUUGAUGGCUUUGAUGAGCUCAAGUUCUCAUUUGAGAAAACUAGCACAGUGCCACCUAAAGACCCUUUCACAAGAGCUCCUGUUGAGGUCACUCUGGGUGCUCUGCUGAAGGGGCUUCUCUACCCUAAGUGCUGCCUGCUGGUCACCACCAGGUCCACUGCUUCAGACAAACUGAGCAAGCUGCUCAGUGAUUCUCAGCGUUUCGCUGAUAUCCUAGGCUUCACUGAGGAGGGGGUGAAGGAGUACUUCCAGAGGUUUUUCAAAGAAGAGCUGCUAGCAAAGAAAAUAUUUGACUGUGUGAAGACCAAUGAGACUUUGUACACUGCCUGCUUCAUCCCUGUCAUCUGCUGGAUCACCUGCACAGUUUUCAUGGAGCAAGAAGAAGAAGGCAUGGACAUCACUAAGGAACUAGAAACAACCACCUCUAUAUUUGAGCACUUUGUGUCCACUCUGCUGAAGCAUCACUGCCAGGGUUUGAGUCAGCCUGAAACACUGCUGAGGAGCCUGGGCCAGCUGGCAGAGAGAGGGUUACAGGAACAUCAGGUUCUGUUUGAUGAGAAGAGUUUGUCUGAGGCUUUCCCUGAUCCAUCACAAGCAACCAAAUACAAUCCUUUCCUCUGCAAAUUCUUUUUAAGGAGGAAAGUCAAACAGGAAAGAAUGUACAGUUUCAUGCAUCUGAGCUUCCAGGAGUUCUUCGCUGCUCUCCAGUACCUGAUGUUGGAGAAUGAGGAAGAGGCACUUGACAAACUGCGGGAGUUGUUUGGAAACGUUGAACGUUUUAAACCUGUCGUUCAAUUCCUUUUUGGGCUUUCAAACAGAGACAUUUACCCAGACCUGAAUAAGCAGUCCAGGCCAUCCAUUAAAGCUUAUCUGAAGAAGUGGCUUCUAAGCGUUUUGGAAAAUCACAGAAUGCAUCAAGAGGGUAUGCUGCAUAUACUUCAUUGUCUCUAUGAGCGCCAUGAGGAGGAGUUUGUAAGGGAAGCCAUGGGAGUCUGGGGUGAGGUGAAGUUUGACCGCAUUCCCCUGACGAGGACAGACUGCUGGGUGCUGCUGUACUGCCUGCAGUGUUGCCCAAUCAUCAGAGGCCUGUGGCUCAAGAAGUGCAACAUAACAGCAGAGAAGCUGAGGAUGCUGCAGCCUGCACUGAGCAGGUGUGAGGAGCUGGGGUUAACUGUGGAGAACCUGUCAGAUGAUGAUGUUUUUGACCUGAUCUCAGCUCUGGGGGAGGGAAAGAUCCUGACUAAACUGAGUGUGGUAGGGAGCAACCUCUCACCUGAGAGUGUGAAGGAAGUCCUCAGUGCUCUCUCCAGGCAAAAGUCUGUGGGUGGUGUCCAUCUGUCUGUGACGACCAUCACUGUCCCCACCGCAGCCCUGUGCUUGGACUUCAUUCAGAACACAGAGACCUGUCGUGAGCUGAUGCUUAAGGAUAAUUCAAGGCCACUAUCCGUUCUCUCUGUGGACAAAGACUCCGCAGGCCUCAGGCUGGAUGUGAAUUCACUUUUGUCUUCCACAAGAUCACCUGCUUCACUUACCCUAUUACAAGUCAACAACCAAAACAGCGGCAGCUUUACCGACUUCAUCCACAAGUUUCGUGGUGUCACAGGUUUAAGAGCAAAUUCCCAUAAGACUCCAGGUGACCGUAUGGGUGUUCUUGAGUCCUUCACUGACUGGUGGACUCUGCCUGGUCUGGAGAAGGUGGAGUUGGAGGUGAGCUGCCUGACUGAGAGCUGGGCCUACUGGAUCCUCAACCUCAUCCACACGUGCCCCACUCUGAAGGAAGUAGAGUUGAGAUGCACUAAACCCAGUGGGAAGUGUGGUGAGGAAAAUAACCCCCUACUGCCCUGCAACCAGCGUGUGAAGAUCCAAAUGAGGGGGCCAAAUGUUACUGAGGAGAUUCAGGACUAUUGA
Messenger RNA from Clupea harengus (Atlantic herring), 2418 nucleotides. Its product is annotated as NACHT, LRR and PYD domains-containing protein 1 homolog. The transcript has 7 exons. The coding region runs from base 1 to 2418 and encodes 805 amino acids. Lineage: Eukaryota; Metazoa; Chordata; Actinopteri; Clupeiformes; Clupeidae. The record is from RefSeq and is a predicted model, not a curated record. Gene Ontology annotation, cellular component: cytoplasm.